Molecule: messenger RNA, 636 nt
Organism: Daucus carota subsp. sativus
Lineage: Eukaryota; Viridiplantae; Streptophyta; Magnoliopsida; Apiales; Apiaceae
Product: rac-like GTP-binding protein ARAC1
Exons: 7
Coding region: 43-636 (197 amino acids)
Biological process (GO): regulation of cell shape; small GTPase-mediated signal transduction; cortical cytoskeleton organization
Cellular component (GO): cytoplasmic vesicle; cytoskeleton; cell projection
Molecular function (GO): GTPase activity; protein kinase binding; GTP binding
Source: RefSeq, a predicted model, not a curated record
UCUUGUUAUUCUUUGGCAAGAAAUUAAAUAAGGGAAUCAGGGAUGAGCGCAUCUCGAUUCAUUAAAUGUGUUACGGUUGGUGAUGGGGCAGUUGGCAAAACAUGCUUGUUGAUUUCGUAUACCAGCAAUUCCUUCCCCACGGAUUAUGUGCCGACAGUGUUUGAUAAUUUUAGUGCAAAUGUGGUUGUCAAUGGGGCCACUGUUAAUCUUGGCUUGUGGGACACUGCUGGACAGGAGGAUUACAAUAGGUUAAGACCUUUGAGUUAUCGUGGCGCAGAUGUGUUCAUUUUGGCAUUCUCCCUCAUUAGCAAGGCUAGCUAUGAAAAUGUUUCUAAGAAGUGGAUUCCUGAAUUGAAACAUUAUGCUCCUGGCGUCCCCAUAGUUCUUGUUGGAACAAAGCUUGAUCUUCGGGAUGAUAAACAAUUCUUUGUCGACCAUCCUGGAUCAGUACCCAUCACUACAGCCCAAGGAGAAGAGUUAAUGAAGUCGAUAGGAGCACCUUCGUACAUCGAAUGUAGUUCAAAAACACAGGAGAAUGUGAAGGGAGUUUUUGAUGCUGCAAUCAAAGUUGUGCUACAACCUCCCAAGGCAAAGAAAAAGAAGGGAAAGGCUCAGAAAGCUUGCGCCAUACUGUGA